Messenger RNA from Anopheles stephensi (Asian malaria mosquito), 1515 nucleotides. RefSeq lists its product as uncharacterized. The record is from RefSeq and is a predicted model, not a curated record. NCBI's taxonomy places the organism in Eukaryota, Metazoa, Arthropoda, Insecta, Diptera, Culicidae. Bases 1 to 1515 code for a protein of 504 amino acids. The transcript is spliced from 3 exons.
AUGACAGCGCAAACAGACAACCACAUGGUGUUUUUGGAAACGACGCUGCUGUCCAUCGUGGAUGGUUACGGAAAUCGGCAUGAGGCAAGAGCUCUCCUCGAUUCGGGCUCUAUGUCGAAUUUCAUUUCCGAGGCACUGGCUCGGAAGCUCAUUGGAACACCUCGGAAGAAGGUGAACGUUUCGGUAUCAGGCAUCGGGAACGCAGUGCAGCGAGUGAACGGUUCACUUAUCGCAUCCGUGGAAUCAACGAACCGUACGCAUGUCGCUCAGCUGGAGUUGCUCAUUGUUGACGCUCCAUUCUGGCAUAUUCCACCGGCACCCGUUGAUGCGUCGGCGUGGAGAAUCCCUGAUGUGCCACUCGCGGAUCCAUCGUUCUACAAGCCUGGCCAGAUCGACAUUAUCAUCGGAGGAGACACGUAUUGGGAGCUGCAUUCCGGCAGGAAGCGGUCCCUCGGCAAAGGGAAAACGUGGCUAGUGGAAACCCCUUUCGGUUGGGUCGUCGCUGGGCAUUCGUCGAAGACUUCCGCACAAGGAUCAUCGGCUUUUCACCUUUCUACCAGCGAAUCAUCCCCACUGGAAUCGAUCUUGGAACGGUUCUGGGAACUCGAGACAAUCGGCGAUGAUCCAGCAUUAUCAACGGAGGAGGAUGCUUGCGAGAAGCAUUUCGUGGCCACUACAACCAGAGAUGCAUCUGGCAGAAUGAAGAUAGAAUACAUCAAAUUCAUGAAGGAGUAUGAGCGACUAGGGCACAUGAAACUACUCACCGAACCGAUUGAUGACACUUGUGAACACUACUAUCUUCCUCAUCACGCGGUAGUGAAGGAGACGAGCACAACCACGAAGGUCAGAGUUGUAUUCGAUGCUUCGUGUAAGACAUCCUCGGGUUACUCAUUGAAUGACAAGCUGUUGGUUGGGCCUGUGAUUCAAGACGACCUUUUCAACAUCAUCGUUCGGUUUCGUUCGCACGCAGUCGCCCUAUCAGCGGAUGUAGAGAAGAUGUAUCGCCAAGUGCUGCACGAUGAAUGCGACCAACGAUACCUUCGCAUUCGGUACCGAGAGAAUCCGGAAGUACCGAUUAAAACCUACCAGCUACAAACAGUUACCUACGGUACCGCAUCGGCGCCCUUUCUGGCAACUAGGACCUUGCAACAAAUCGCUCAUGAUCAUCAAACGCACUAUCCAAGAGCGGUGAAUGCAGUACUCCACGACUUCUAUGUGGACGAUCUACUAACAGGAACAGAAGACGUAGCGGAUGCGACUGAGAUACGGAAGCAGAUAUCGGGAAUGCUUAAUUCAGCUGGCUUCUCGUUGAAAAAGUGGGCAUCCAACGUACCGGAAGCUCUAGAAGGUGUCUCAUCGGAUGAUUUGGCAAUGCUUCCUACUCACGAAUGGCAAGAUCAACAAUUCGUAUCAACGCUGGGCUUGUUCAACAGGUUAUGGGCCCAGCUCAGUGUGGCCAGUUCAAUUGAAAAGUGCGCGACGCGGUUCGGAAUCACAGUGAUUUUUUCGGCGUGA